This is a messenger RNA of Acaulospora morrowiae, 1245 nucleotides long. Lineage: Eukaryota; Fungi; Glomeromycota; Glomeromycetes; Diversisporales; Acaulosporaceae. The record is from the annotation of a GenBank genome assembly.
AUGGGUAUUUGGAAGAGUGUUUCGAUUGUAAAAGUUGAGCGUACGGUGGAUUUAUUUGUAUGCCGUGUACUUGUUUAUUUCGAUGAUUUGGAGCCCAAUGUUGACAUCAACGUACACCCACCGUUUGCAUAUGACAAUCUGUUCCCGCAAUUUCCGUUGUUUCUAAUGGCAAAGUUCGCACAGCCUGAACAACAAGAUUACCUUCAUGUCGUUCUCAGUCAAGUUUUUGAAUAUCUAGAUGACCGGGACGAGGUGCUCGGCUCUCCGAAUCCAAAAACUUUUGGUAACUUAUUUUCAUGUUUGUUGGUGAACAAUCUUUGGCGUGAGAGCGCGGUCUCAAUUCUCUGGCGUCACCCUUUUCAUCGUUGUCACAGACGCGGAGGAAAAUCUUUAAUUCACACUCUCCUCUCGUGUCUGGAUCAAUCGGAGCGUCAAGAUUUAUAUAACGACGGCGUUUUCGUACCGGCCGGAAAAUACAACUCACCCGUUUACGAUUAUGCAAAUUUCAUCAAGAGUUUAGAUUAUUGUCAACUUAUUUCAUCCGUUAAGAGUUGGUGUAAAGUUCACCUGGAGGGAGGAACCGACGAAAGUGUUACGGCAAUUCUGAGAUCGAUCCUAAAAUUAAUGGUGGCGAGGUCCGCUCAUUUGAAAACGCUCAACAUUCGAAGCGCCGCCAGUUGCAAUGACGAUCUAUACAUGUUGAUGGUUGAACCUGAAAUUUGCUCUUUGGUGAAACCCGUGAGAAAUCUUUUGAUCAGUUGCUAUUUUCCGAAAGACACCUUCCUAACCGCCCUCACCAAACGCUGUAAAAACCUGCAUUCGCUGAGAAUCAUGAGUUUAAACGUGGACGACGACAAAUCGCACCUGAUGGCCCAAAAGUUAGCGUUGCUCAUCGAGAGUCAACGUGGUCUCAAGCGUGUGACUUUGUCGAAAUGCAAAUCACUCGCUGCCAUCGUGAUCCCAUCGUUGAUCAAGCAAAAACGUACCUUGCGUCAAGUCGGAUUUUACGGGGUUGACUUCGAAGGAUGUCGCAAAUUGGAUGUGGUGAAAUCCUGCUCGAGAUUGGAGAGUUUGAGUAUAGUCGAUUGUUACAACAUGAAUUUCACUUUGAUUUCUCCCUUGAUCCAUAACCAACACAAAAGAUUACAAGAAGUCACCGUUAGAAAUUGUUCCCCGGCUAGAGUUAGCGACAAAUUGGAAGCUUGGGCUGACAUGAUCAAUUUUCGAGAAUAUCAUUAUCAUUAG